Messenger RNA from Pocillopora verrucosa, 870 nucleotides. NCBI's taxonomy places the organism in Eukaryota, Metazoa, Cnidaria, Anthozoa, Scleractinia, Pocilloporidae. The record is from RefSeq and is a predicted model, not a curated record.
AUGGUGCAGGAGUAUGAAGAUAAUAUCAUCCCUCCACCAACUGCGUUCAAAGAUGAUUACAAACCAUCCCAAAACCAAGGAAAAAGAAGUGCCAUCCCGAACAAGGCGUAUAAUCUCAAGCUUGGGAAUAAAUAUCUGUCUGUGUGUUGUUCCAUGGAUGGGGAGCUCGGAGACUGCGGUGGUGGGGGAUGGACGCUGGUCAUGAAGAUUGACGGUGCAAAGGGCCACGCUCAACCAGCAUGCAAUACGGGCGUAGUGGACACUCUCGGUAUUUUCUGGCGCGAGUUUGAUGAAGCACUCAUGGAGCGAAGUGAAGCAAAACUGGGGCAAUCCCAGAUUACUGUAGACACUAACUUGAAAAGUGCCUCAUCUUGCAGCACAACUUCAACUACGAUUCAAAAGCGUGGUCUUCCAGGUCUUCAGUCUCUCCCGAAAAUGGAGACCCUGUUACCAACGUACUGGAGCACGUCCUUUACCAAGAUCUGUCUCGGCAUGAAGGUCGAUGGAGUAAGCAGGUUCUUGCGAGUGAAUAGGGCAGCAGCCUCACUGUAUGCCCUCGUUGCUGAUGGUCAGUACCGUGAAAUCUCGCUGGGUCGUGAUGCAUGGAAGGGAGAGGUUGGUCCCAAAGCCUCCCUCCAGCGCAACUGUAAUCGAGAAGGGUUCAAUACGCAGGGUAAUGUAAGUUCUAAUCCUAAGAUACGAAUUGGUAUCAUCGCUAACGAGCAAAAUGAAUGUAAUUCUCCUGAUUCUAGAAUCGGGUUUGGUGGAUGGGGAGUGGUAGCCGAAGUCCCGUGCGGAAACGUAGCCAGGCACGGCGGGGACAACGGAGACCAAACCAUGAGAGCCUUCGGAUACAUCUUCGUUCAGUAA